Molecule: messenger RNA, 2703 nt
Organism: Caenorhabditis bovis
Lineage: Eukaryota; Metazoa; Nematoda; Chromadorea; Rhabditida; Rhabditidae
Source: the annotation of a GenBank genome assembly
AUGAGGAGCCUGUGGUUUGUGCUUUUCCUGACCGCCGCCUCCGUCGACGCGUUCAAAACGAAUCGGACCUCAUGCUUCCAAUAUGUCGAAUGUUUGGAGUCGAUUCAAUCAAGCCUUAAGGAUUGCGUCGGGGGCACUGCAAUCUCGUUGACUCUUGAAGCGAAAGAUGUGAACAUCCGCGAUCUCGUCAAGUACCGAGCAUUGGAGUUUGUCGGAUGCCAAGAUCGUCUUCUCAAGGAAAUUGUCGACUUUGAAGCGCUUCAAAUACUUGUCAAUGAGGAUGCGAGAGAGUGCUUCGACAAGCUUCCGGAGAGCUCGAAGAGAAUUGAGCCGUUCACCGAUUCGUGCGACUAUGUGCAGCCAGCGAUUCGCAACAACUCCCGCGGUGAUUCCCUUCAGUGUCUCAUCGACUUCAAACAGGAUCGCGAGUAUUGCGAGAGCCUUCUUGAGUGCUGUCCAGAUCAUACGAGAUGCGGUGAGAGAAUGAACGCGGUCUCGCUUUCCUAUCAGAACUCGAGAGUCAAGGCCGAGCAGAUCGUCUACAAUAUGAUCUCGUGCAUUGUCUCGAACGAUCCACGAUUCUUGCGCGAGGGCGCCCGUCUUCAGGCUCUUCGUGAUCCAUACAGAAACGCCGGAAUCCCAUUCCUUCGACCGGACGCUUACACCGAAUCGCGAAUCAGUCGCCGACUCGCACUUACAUCCACAGCUACUUUGGCACAGAGAAGGGAGAGAUUCUUGAAGAAGUACUCGCAAAUCAGACAAGUCGUCGCGCAGAAGCUCGUCAAUCAAUUCACCACUACCACCAGUACGACGGAAGCUCCAGAAACCGAACCAACUCCAGAAGUCGUUAUGGAAGUGAAGAAGAUUGAGGAUGAGGUUGAGGAGAAAACUGUCAAUGAUGAGAAGGAGGAUCAGGAGGCUGAAGAUCGCGUUCAGAUUGUCAGAGAUCUCAUCCGAACGGCCUCUGAUAAGGACCUUUCAACUUAUGUUUCUCUCAUUUCCGAAGGAAAAUUCUCGGAGCUGUUCAGACUUGCCGAUAAGAAGCACAAAGUUGAAGAUAAACUCGACUCGAAGGUCAAGGCGAAAUUGAAUAAAUUAAAGGACAUCCUUACUCGCGCUUUGGAAAAGAGUUCUGAAGUCGAUCUACUCCCUGAAGACAUCAAAUCGAUUGCUACUCGCAGUUCUGAAGAUUCGAAGAAGAGCGAAGUGAAGAAGACCGACAAGAAGCAUUUGGACGUCGACGAAGUUUCGAAGGAUGUGUUUGAAGAGAAGAAGGAUGAUGAGAAGAAGGAUGGCGAGAGGAAGGCUGAGGAAACGAAGGAGGAAGCCAAACAGACUGAGGAGAAGAAAGAGGAAGAGAAGAAAGAGGAGAAGAAAUCGGAAGAGAAGAAAGAGGAAGAGAAGAAAGAGGAAAAUGUGAAGGAGGAAAACGAGAAGAAGGAGGAUAACAAGAAAAACGAGGAGAAGAAAGAAGAAGAAGCUGAAACCAAAGUCGACGAAAUCAAUGAGAAAGAAAGUGUUCCAAGUGUGUUCACAAUUUCGGAUACCGUCGACUCAAAAGCCGAAUCGCGUCUCUCUCAUACUGCUAUUGAUCGUAAGCAUCGAAUGGUCGCCGAGGUUGAGAAGGUCGAGAAGAAGCUCGAGGUCGAUGAGCCGGAGGUUAAGGAACUCACUAGCAAGGAUCGUGCCCUUCUUGUGGAGAAAGAAAUCAAGGAAUCUGCUCAAAAGGAAAAGGAUUCCGACGAUCAGAUGAUCGAGAGCCUUGUGCAAGAUGAUCUUCCAAAAUUGGAGCAAGAAUCUGGCGAAAAGAAGGAAAAGGAGAAGGACGUGAUUGCCGAGAUGAUGGAAUCGAUCAAGAGCUCUACUACAGUCGCUCCUGAAGUCACGUCGACUUUGAAAUCCGAGCUCAUCUCGAACUUGGAUGAAGUUGUGCUCACCGAGCAGCAGCAUCAGCAGCUACAUUCUUCCAAGGUUUCAGAGGAUGUCGAAGGAAGUGGAGAGGAGCAUGCUCCAGUGACCACCACUGAGCCAUCCGAAGUGAUUGCUAAUGUGAGAAAGAUCCAUCCAAGACUCGAACAGACUCACUGUCAAGAAUACGCUUCCUGCUGGCAGACCCUGCUCGACUACGAGGAGCAAUGUGACAGAAAGUACUCGACUGAAGUUCUGAGCCACGGAAUCGACGACGCCGAGAUCCUCUCAAUCUUGCAAAACAGCUCAAUCUCUCAUCACGAAAUCGUCCUCAAGGCCUGCCUCAGACCACUUGAUCGCACCGUUCAUUCCACCCUCAAACAGCUUCUCGUGAUCCAACGCGGAGUCCGCAAAGCAUGCCUCGAACUUGGACGCAACAAGAUCGCCGUCACCGACGCCGAAGAGAAGCAAUGCAGCGUUGAGAUCCCAACAACCGCGUCGGCCGACGAGUUCUUCUCAUCGGUGCACGCCAGAUCGCAAGCAAAUCAUCUGACAUGCCGCGCUAAACUCGAGCCAAUCCGCGAGGCCUGCAACAUUGUCCGCGACUGUUGCGCUUCAGUUGACACGUGCGACAAUUACAUCGCCUCAUCGCCGGUCAAGAAGCUCGAAACCGAAGCCGUGCGACGACUCGUCAAAAAGCAGAACGACUGCGAAACGAAAAUGCUUCAAACGCUCAGCUACAUUCACGAGCAACUUUCAAGCCCAUCGCGUCGCCGUCGCUUCUAUUAUCACUAA